AUGUCUACAAGUAGUGAUAUUGUUCCAGUGGGCACAAUAAUCAAAGAAAGAUGGAGAUUUUGCACUAAAAUUGGUGGCGGUGGUUUUGGUGAAAUCUAUGAAGCUGUUGAUAUGAUCAACCAACAAAAAGUUGCUGUAAAAGUUGAAUCAGCACAACAACCGAAACAAGUAUUAAAGAUGGAAGUUGCUGUGCUUAAACGAUUACAAGGACGUGCGCACACAUGUCGUUUUAUUGGUUGUGGUAGAAAUGAUCAGUUUAAUUUUAUAGUAAUGAGUCUCCAAGGUAAAAAUCUAGCAGAUCUAAGACGAUCAACUCGUCGUGGAUGUUUUACUAUAAGUACAACUGUACGACUAGCUCGUCAAAUGCUUGUUGCUAUUGAAAAUGUCCACAAUGUUGGAUUUCUUCAUAGAGAUAUAAAACCAUCAAAUUUUGCAUUAGGAACUGGAAUUGGACCUGGUGCUGUAAAUCCUAGACAAAUUGUGCUUCUUGACUUUGGGUUGGCUCGUCAGUUUACAACUGCAAAUGGAGAUAUUCGAGCUCCUAGACAGGUAGCUGGUUUUCGGGGUACUGUCAGGUACGCUUCUGUUAAUGCUCAUUUAAAUAAGGAACUCGGACGUCAUGAUGAUCUCUGGUCUUUAUAUUAUAUGCUUGGUGAAUUCAUAGUCGGUGAAUUACCUUGGCGGAAAAUCAAAGAUAAGGAGCAGGUCGGCUUGAUGAAACAAACGUUUGAUCACAAUCAGUUAUUAAAGUUUAUGCCACGUGAAUUCAGACCAUUUCUAGAACAUAUUCAAAAUUUGACCUAUUUUGAUCGUCCAGACUACAUGUAUUUGCAUUCCUUGCUUAAUGCUUAUAUGGAACGUCGUAGGAUAAAUGAAUCUGAUCCAUUUGAUUGGGAGAUAACAACUGAGUCUACGUCUGUUAGUGGUGCUAAUGAAACUAAUCAGCACCAUACAACACAAACACCUAUAGUAACCCAACAAGCUGCUCAGGUCACUGUAGCUGGAGCACAGGGAGCACUAGAUGUCUCCAAGCUCCGAAAGGGUAUUCCUUCUGGAGUGGAUCAAAAUCGCCCAAAUAUCGGCGCAGGAGGAACAGCAGGGACAAGUGGAUAUAUAAGUGGAACUAGAUUGGCCGGAAGUAGUUCAAAUUUAGCUUUUGCAGGUCCAGUUGCAACUACUUCAAUGGCUAAUGUAGGGAAAUCUUUUGAUGCUAUCCCAUGUCAUGGUGGAUCAAAUGGUAGUGCUUUAAAUUCAAGAUCGGGUGUAGUUUCACAUCAUCGUAAUACUGUCGACGAAAUUUUGAGCAAUCACAAUUCUCAACAGCAACAAGGUAACAAUACACCGCGUAAAUCAUUUUCAAAUGCAGGUGUACGGUCGCAUCGACCUGCCACUACUCCACGUCUUGUUAAAGAAGCUGGAGCAGCAAGAGCUCGUGAAGCUGCCUCCAAAGAUGUUACCAAAAUAGAUCAUUUUUACUCUCCACAUUCUCAAGCUAAUCGUGUUUCUCCUUCAGCUAAAGUUGGUAAUAACGACUCAGUUUGUCAACCAACGGAUAAUUCUAUACCGAUUAGUUGUGGACACCGUAAUAAUGAUCCAAACAGACUUCAACCUGGUAUAGGAACAACGAAUAGCAAUUCAUCAAAUCGUCGACCUAUAAGUGCAGGUGCAGCUCAUCUUAGAAGUAGUGGAGGAACUAUAGGAAGUACAGCAAGUGUUGUUGGGGCUGGUUCAGGGACGCGAUGCGACACAAGUUGCACACAUGCUGUCAUUGUAAUGGUAGAUCAAGGAGAAAAUAGUAACUAUCAUGAUAUGACAAAAGCUGUUCCACUUACACUUGCUAGUCAUUGGAUUGCUGGUGGAGAAGAUGAAGAAGGUUCAGUCCUCUCUGAAAAUGAAGAUGCUGUCGUAAAAGUCAAAGGUCCCGUUUCUUCUGUUGCAAGUGCUUCUGGUGGGGUUGGGGACGAAUACGAUGCAUCGAAUCAUUUUAACAAACUUAAUGAGACAAAUAAUCAAUUACCUGAAUGUGGGAGCGGAGAAGGUAAUGAAGUGUUUCCCAGAAUGCCGUCAGAAAAUGGAAAUAACGACAAUAAUUACUUUUGUAAUUGUGACCCUAGUAUGUUAAAUUCUCAGAGAGUCUUUCAACCUUCUGGAGAUGUUAACAAGGAUGUUGUAUCUGGUUCUUAUCAAGAGCCAGAAUCAGAUGAAAAUAGUGGAGAGAGAUCUUCAGUGAAUGUACCUUAUAUUACACCUGGCAGACUAUCCAUUUCUUCUCAACACACAUAUGGAGAGGUUGAAAAUGGUUCCUACAGACAUAAUAAUAUUAAUUCUUUUGGAAAUCGAGGUGUUGCACGUAAGCUAUCCCAAGGAUUUCGUCGACAAAGAGCACUACCUCAAUAUCUUACUUCAGAAUCAAAAUUACUUCCAAGUUAUGGUAUACCUACAGCCAAAGAAAGUUGUUUAGUUAAUUCACCAACUCGUUUGAAAUCUUUUAAAAGUGAUAAUGAUAAUAAUUGGAUUACUCGAAGCGGUAGUGAUUUAAUGCCUCAGUUUCCAAUUCCAUUCUCACGUUCCACAAGUCCAUACCAUCCUCAUGGCUUAGAAAUUGUUGAUGAAAAUGCUAGUAUACCAGUUUCUAAGCAUUCACCAUAUAUUACACAGGAAAUGGUUGAUCGCAGAGGUCGAAUCCAAUAUAAAGAUUUACAUGAUCGUGAUUAUCGUGAAUCAGGAAAUCUAAUUAAUGAAUUUCAUUUUGAUCCAAAUGUUAAUUUAAAUAAUAAUCAUAAUGAUAUUCAUAAUAAUAACAAUAUUAACACUAAUAAUAAUCAUAAUUAUUCAAGUACAUGGAAAUUUAAUCAAAACAGUAAUUGUUUUCCUAAUUCACAACAGUUAAAUUCUUCUAAUUCCAUGUAUCAUCAUUUACAACCUGUUGAGAAUCAAUCAAAUCAUAUGAGUCGUUCAAUGAUAUUAUCACAAACUAGUAGCGCUGAUCCAUCAUCCGCAUAUAAUCUCCUUAUGCAUCCAUUAAGAAUAAAUAAUGAAAAUAAUGAAAUUAUUUUGAAACCACCAAAUUCAGCAUAUUUAGCUGAUAGUCCUAUUGUUUAUAAAUCACCAUUUCAAUAUUCUUCAGCAUCUACAUCUGUUACAAAACCAUUAACUACUACCAUAGUAUCACGUGAUUAUUUUCGUUCUCGUCCUGAUAUCUCUUCAGCAUCACGUCAAUAUUAUGUUUCACAGUCAAAUAAUCAUUUUAAUACAACUACACGACGUCCAACAUUAUCGAUCGCACAAAAUAAUUCAUAUCUAAAAGCACCAUUUUCUAAAUCUGAACAUAAUCUUUUACAUGCUGUGGAUAGCUUACCAGAAUUGGAAAACAGACGAUUUCAGCCUACAGUUGAAGAUGAUAGUUACUUGAUUGAAUAUUCUACUAAUCCAAUUGUAUCCAAAUCUUUAAAAAAUACUAAUCCAUCUAUUGAAAUAAUGAAUAAAUUUUCAUAUCCAUCCAAUUUAUCUAAAUCAUCCAUUGAUCAUCUAUUGGAACAUUCAUCUAAACCUAAUUCAUUAUAUAUUAUUCGACCAACACAACAUGCAAUUGAUAUGUGA
Schistosoma rodhaini is the source of this 3600-nucleotide messenger RNA. Lineage: Eukaryota; Metazoa; Platyhelminthes; Trematoda; Strigeidida; Schistosomatidae. The record is from the annotation of a GenBank genome assembly.